GCUUAAUUUUGUCGUGGGGCGAUAUGUAUAAUCUGAAAGUGAAACAUGUUGGAAUGUACGUGACGUUUUUCGCACUGCUACGAUUUGUUUUUAACGUUAACGCAGAUGACAAUGACUUCAUUCGCGACUAUUUCGUACAUAAAGCGGUGCGAAAUGUCGUGGGAUUCUCCUGCGGAAACUUCACAAGUGAUUUUUAUUUCGUGAAGAAAUUAAGCAGCGCUGGUAUAUUCACGAUCAUCCGUGAGCCCAACACGAAGCUCAACAUACGACGCUUCCUGAACAUGGAGACUAGGACUUUGGGUGUCGUCGUGGAUCUACGAUGUUAUGAAAACAACAGCACCGUGUCCAUUUUCUCCGAAAGCUCCAAGUAUCGUAUGUACGAUUACUCGUAUAACUGGCUGGUCUUGGGAUCAAAGCUGAACAAGAGCGCGCAUCUUUUAGACGACAGCGCGUACAGCAUGACCACCGAUCUUACGCUCGCGAUCUCGAACGGCAGCGAUUACGAUCUCUACGAUAUUUUCAAUCACUGCAAGUAUCGAGGAGGUGCUCUAAACGUGACAAAACUAGGUUCUUGGCGAGCUGGAACCGGCCUCACCAUCAUUCUGACUCAACCUUUGGUCCAGAGGAGAGCCAAUAUGCACGGCAUGACGCUGAAAAUAUCAGGCGUGAUACAAUACAGGCCGAAAAAUAUGCGUCUGGAGGAUUACAUGCACGAUAUCAACACCAGAUCUUUAGACAGCAUGCAUAAGUUCUUGUACGCGAUGAUAUCUCAUACUGGUGAUCUCUUUAACUUCAGUGUACACGCCGAGGAGAUCAUUUACUGGGAUCGUCACAGCGUGCACGGUUUGAUAUUUGAGAUUUUACAUGCGAAUUACAUCGACUUCGGCAGUAACCCCAGGAUUAUGGUAUCCGAGAGAUUAGAUUACGCCAGUCUCAUUGGUGCGGCCUGGCCAAUUCGGCCUUGCUUCAUGUUGCUGUCUACUACGGGAAACAACAUCAAACUCGAGAUCUUCUUGAAGCCGUUUACACAAGAGAUCUGGUACUUAAACACCGUGUUCAUCAUAAUCUGCAUGUUUAUAAUGAGGCUAAUCAUGAGACACGAAGAGUCGAGCAAGAGCGAAAAGUAUUCCGGCGCAGUGGUUCUUACCAUUGGCAUUGUCGCUCAACAAGGUGCGAAUUUCUCUCCCGAGCGCGUCCCAAGCCGCAUCGCUCUUCUGCAAAUCCUUGUGUUCAAUUGGAUUAUGUUCAACUACUAUUCAGCCAGCAUAGUGUCAGCUCGUCUGAGCGAGCCGCUCGACAUGAUGGAAGACUCCAUAACUGUGCUGGCGGAUAGCGACCUGAAAAUUGCCGCAGAAGCUGUGCCGUACUUGAAUUACUUCUUAUAUAAGCUCAACUGGGAGUCAAAUUACUUCAGAAAGAAGCGCUGGGAUCCUCUGCCGGAGUCGAAGAGAUACUUGCCGCUAGAGGAAGGUAUGAAACAGGUGAGCGAAGGCGUCUUGGCGUAUCACACGGAUCCCAACACGGCGUAUCCUUAUAUUGAGAGGAUGUUCGACGCGAACCAGAUCUGUGCAUUGACGGAGAUCCAUCUGUUCAAACAGUCCGUUAUGGGUAUGUACGCCAGUCGUAAUGGUCAGUUCACCGAGAUGGCAAAGAUCGGAUUGUCCAAAAUGUUUAACACCGGAUUACGCGACCGACAGGUAAAAUUUUGGUCGAGCAGGAAGCCUCAAUGUCAGCUUGACACGUUAUCCACGAGAAGCAUAACCAUAUACGAGACUGCCCCGGCUUUGAUUCUGUUAGCCUUUGGCAUGGUUGUCGCGUGUGUAAUAUGUGUCAUCGAGAAUAUUGUCUACAAUCGAUCCAUGAGGUCAUGCACAACUAAGAAAGGGAUGAGGUUUCUGUCGGGCGUUAUCUUUUCGCUUCACACGUUUGUCGUCGUCGCGUGGGCGCAAGACAGUUUCAUUAUUCGGGACUACUUCGUUUACAAGAAUGUAUCCAGAGUCGUAGGGUUCUCUUGCGGAAAUAUGGAAGACGAUCUCCUCACGAUAAAACUGUUGAACACCGUCAGGAUCUCCGCCGCGAUCAAACCAGCUGGAUUUCAAUUUAACAUUCUCAGGUAUCUCAAAACCGACCGCACCAUGGGCGUUUUUCUGGACGUACGGUGUCCGAGUCAGAAUUUCAGCGGCAUUUACGACGAAGGUUUGGAACAUCGCUUGUUCGACUACACGUACAAUUGGUUGAUCCUAGGAACUAACUUGAGCCACAGUGUGCAAAGCUUGAAUGACAGCGGUUUCAGUGUCGUUACAGAUUUCGUGAUAUUGGUACCAGACGAGGAAUCUGAUUACGUUCUCUACGACGUAUAUAACACCUUUAAAUUGCGCGGCGGAGUACUGAACAUCACAAGACUCGGUACUUGGAAUAAGAAAGACGGUCUCAGGGUUGUUUUACUUGAGCCGAAAAUUAUCAGAAGACGGAACUUUCACGGGAUACAAAUCAAAGCGGCUGGGAUCGUGCUACACAGGCCGGAUACAGUGGAUCUGUUGGACUACCUAGAAAGGGAUAAACUCGAGAUCAUGGAUAACUGGCCGAAAUUUGGAUACACUCUUCUCGCGCGCGUUUCUGAGAUAUUUAAUUUCACCAUAGAUAUCAUCGAGAUCAAUCACUGGGAAAAGAACGACACUUAUGGCCCCUUGAUGGGCUCUUUGAAGAGGGGCGAGGCUGACUUGGGCUAUUAUCCGUCGAUCUUAACGAUAGAACGAUACGCAUUCGCGCGUGUUAUCCUUCCGCAAUGGCCAACACGAACCUGCUUCAUGUUUCGUACCAUUCCGGCGACAAAGGUGAAACCUUUGGUGAUAUUCAAACCGUUCGCGGUGGACACAUGGUGCACGAUCCUCUUGCUCGUGGUGAUAAUCGUGUUCGUUUUGUCUUUCAUAUUGAAGUUGGAACGUGCUGGCGAUUACAGUUAUAGCGUUUCAGCAUUGGUCGCUGUUGGCGCCUUGUGCCAGCAAGGUUUUCCCUCUCUUUCCGAACAAUCGGCCAGUCGAAUGGCUCUAAUCCAAAUCACGGUGUUCGGCUUGCUGGUGUACAAUUAUUAUUCGGCGGCGAUAGUGUCGGCUAGACUGAACGAGCCUCUUCAGAAGAUGAACGAUUCGUUGUACUCAUUGGCACAUAGCAAGAUGUAUCUCGGAGCCGAGCAGAACGUCUUCUUCAACUUUCUGUUACGGAAUGCCAGACCUGACGUGCAGUACUUCAACCAUUAUUGGAACAGUUUACCGUAUUCGAGGAAAUUUAUCCCUUUAGAGGAGGGAGUAGAGAAAAUGAAGAAAGGCGGCUUCGCCUAUCACGCCGAUCCGGACGAUAUCUAUCCGUCUAUUGAUUUAGCAUUCGACAAACAGAUGAUCUGCCAGCUCACAGAAGUUCACUUGUUACAGCCGUCUGAACUGGGUUUGUGGAGCAAUCUCCACAGUCACCUUCACGAAAUCUGCAAAGUAGGGUUGAUCAGGAUAUCCACCUCGGGAAUCCGGCGACGAGAAAUACGUCGCCGACAAGCUAGGAAACCUUACUGUCCGACCGAAGAGAUCUUCGUUUCCAGCGUGACGAUCUACGAAGUAGCGCCGAUUUUAUUCCUCUUACUCUUCGGCAUGAUAUUCUCUUUGAUUGUGUUCGGCAUCGAAAACUUCAUAUUCCGUUUAAUACACUCAAAACAAACGGGCGUUGUACCUUUUAAGAGAAACAAGCUAUUAGCGAAAAGUAAAGCACCAGGUAUUGUGCCUCCUAAAGGAGAUAAGCUAUUGCUAAAAGGUAAAGUACUACCUAAAAAGAAUGUCACUCUGACUCUCCCAAAGAAAAAUACUUUUCCCAAAAACGUACAGAUGAAAAAAUGAUGAGUUUCGGUAUAGAUAGACAGGUGUGCAGAUAAAAUUAUAAACAAUAACGUUCUCGAUCUCUUAUAAAUUAUUUACCAGAUCAUUGUUAUGUAUACAGAUAUACGCUGUGCGCAAAAAGUAAGAAACACGAACGAAUGUGUUUAAGUAAAGUACAAAUGUCUUUUCACUACUCCGCUCACAUUCCAAAGAUAACCCUGAUGCACUGCGUGCAAAUGUAAAAUACAAUAAUAGCAUUAAAUAAGAUAUUUUUUUAUCUUUAGUAAAAUAUUACAAUGUCAUGCCUUGUAUACGCGUCGACGCAGCUACGCAUAAAUAGAAUAUAAAUUUGGAGAAAUUCAUAUGUAUGAUAUAACUAA
Odontomachus brunneus is the source of this 4240-nucleotide messenger RNA. RefSeq lists its product as uncharacterized. The record is from RefSeq and is a predicted model, not a curated record. The transcript is spliced from 18 exons. NCBI's taxonomy places the organism in Eukaryota, Metazoa, Arthropoda, Insecta, Hymenoptera, Formicidae. The coding region runs from base 24 to 3881 and encodes 1285 amino acids.